ACAGGGGAACGCAGACACAAAAAAUGCGCACAAUUGAAAAUAAAAAGUUUAUGAAAAAUUCUGAAAUUUACAAAGCUAAGAAUCAGUGGAAAUGUCAGGGUUUACUUACAGAGAAAUCAGUGGCGACUUGUUCACUUGCAAGAGUGACUAUUCCAUGUGCCAUUGUGUGGCUGCCGACUUGCGAAUGGGCAAGGGAAUAGCUGUAAAGUUUCGCAACAAAUUUGGGCAGUUGCUUAACUUACAAAAGCAGAAUGUUCAACCAGGAGGCGUGGCCAUACUUCAGGAUCAGGAUCGUUUUAUUUACUAUCUGGUAACCAAGAAAACCAGCUGGGGAAAGCCCACCUACCAACUCCUCCAUAGUUCCUUGAUUGCCAUGCGACAGCAUAUGAUUUCCCACCAGGUCCCAAAGUUGGCCAUGCCGCGCAUAGGAUGCGGUUUGGAUGGGCUAAAAUGGCCCAAAGUUAAGGAAAUAAUCUGCCAGGUUUUUCAAUCGGAUGUUGUGGAACUUGUUGUUUAUAAUUAUGUAGCUCAAAAGUAAAUGGCACAAAUUAAACUGAAAAAUUCCAUUAUUUGCUUUGAGGCGGCACAAAGUUGUACACUACGAUCUCCAGUGGUUCCUGGCCAAAAACGUACUCAAGAACUCCGCUGACCUUUUCCCACUCCAAGCCAUCAAUGCCGCAUCCAAUUUUCGGAAUCGCCAGCUUAUCCACAUUGUUUUUGCGCUAUGAAAUGAGAAAUUUGAGCGAUAAGUGGAUAAUAUACAUAUCCUGUAAUAUUUAUGAAUAUAUUGAUCUAUUUUAACUUGUUAAA
Molecule: messenger RNA, 810 nt
Organism: Drosophila eugracilis
Lineage: Eukaryota; Metazoa; Arthropoda; Insecta; Diptera; Drosophilidae
Gene: Targ3
Product: ADP-ribose glycohydrolase OARD1
Exons: 3
Coding region: 92-538 (148 amino acids)
Biological process (GO): peptidyl-glutamate ADP-deribosylation
Source: RefSeq, a predicted model, not a curated record